Messenger RNA from Angiostrongylus costaricensis, 606 nucleotides. The record is from the annotation of a GenBank genome assembly. NCBI's taxonomy places the organism in Eukaryota, Metazoa, Nematoda, Chromadorea, Rhabditida, Metastrongylidae.
UUGGGUCGGCUAUGUAUCAGUGGCAUUGCUUAUGGACAUUUCUCCCAUAUACAUGCUCGUACUCUUUCAUGCUGUUCUUACUCUUCAUGUUUUAUCCGUCAUCGUUUUAUUAUAGAUCCUCCUCGUCGCCUAGCAAAUGGAAGUUUGGUAGUGAGUAUGCGCAUUGCCGAUCCAUCCGGUUCCAUCAUUUUCACAAUAAUGAAUGCAGAAGUUCAGGACCUGUUCGAGCCUGGGGAUAUUAUUAAGAUUAAAAACGGAUUCACUAAUGUCCAUCGAGGAAUGCUCAAUCUGUCAUGUGGUCGUCAAGGUGAGUUUAUGAAAUCAGGUGAUUUCAUGCUAGUGUAUUCUGAAACUCCGAAUAUGAGUGAGUUCAACAGUGAAUACGCAGCUAUGGAGCGAGCUCGCAAGCCGUCACCGCCGCCGGAUGGCGAAGUGGGUUCCUACAUGAGUCAGUCAAAUGAUUUACGUCGUGCGCAAGGAGUUCGUCCUGGGAUAUCAAUGCAUAAAAGGCCACCACCACCUGCUCAUCAGUCGGUACCACCAGGAGCACCGCCACCUAAACGGCAAGACCAAGGUGGUCCAGUACACUUUAGGGGAAGGGUGUAA